This is a messenger RNA of Triplophysa rosa, 3001 nucleotides long. Its product is annotated as sterile alpha motif domain-containing protein 3. The transcript is spliced from 8 exons. The record is from RefSeq and is a predicted model, not a curated record. Lineage: Eukaryota; Metazoa; Chordata; Actinopteri; Cypriniformes; Nemacheilidae. Bases 445 to 1653 code for a protein of 402 amino acids.
AAAAUAUAUUUAAAAAAGUAUAAAAUACAUAUUAUUCUUUUGAUUUACUUUUACAUGACAUAAAUAUAAUGCAUUCAAGAUCAAUGUGAUGAAAUUACAUACACUUUACUUGAUUCGUUGCCGUAAGGCGCAAAUGUAGAUGCUGCGCAUGCGCCUUAGAGUAAAAAUGACUGAUUGCGGAAGCACGUUGUUGAGCAGGUUUCUUUUGGAGGGAAGCUGAGCUGUCGAAAGCACGUUGCUUACUCGGCAUAUUACAAAAGAGACCUCUAAAAAUUAGAUUUUUCCAGCGUAUUUUUAAGUCUGGUUUGAGAAAAUCAUUCAAUUAAGGUGAAUGAGUUCUGGGAAUGUGGCAAUGUAAAGUCUGUGGCACAGAGGUAUCUAGCAGGAGGAAGACGAAUGGUAACCCUGAAGAGGCACAUUCUCAUAUAAGAAAAGAAAAGAAAAAUGUCAAGUCCAGUGAUUCUGAGGAUUGUUUUUGGUGGGGAGGAUGAUGCAAGAAAACUUGUACUCAAGAAAGGAAUCCCGAUGUCUGUCGAUGACCUUGUCCAUGACAUAAUCACAGUUUUUGGGUUGAAGCAAAAGUUCAGGCUGCAGUACAAAGAUAAGGACUUUGGAAAUGAAUAUGUGAAUCUCAUGUCUACCAGUGAAAUUGAAGACAGGGAUACCCUGAAACUGAUUUUUCUAUCAACUGAAGACUCUAAUUCCAGCAUGCUAGAGACUGAGCCUGCUUUACCUUACUGCUCCACCACACCUUCACCCAGUGCAUUUAGUACAGCUACCUGUGAUACUGCUGACGUGAGAGAUGUAAGCCCCUCUUCUAUUGACCCAGCCCAAGAAGUCAACUUGUCUGAUGACUCGGUAUGCAGCUGUGCUGAUACUGUCGUAGUUUUGUCUCCUGAGUCAAGAACCUGUUCUUGGCCUCAGGUUUUUGUAAUUCCUCGGUUUUCAUGCUCUGCUGAAAUUCAGCUUCAGAGAGCUGAUGCAGAGUUCAACAAAAGUGGAACACUACUUAUUCCACCACCAAAACUAAGAUCGGACAUUCUUGAAGGCAUGGCAGAGCAGAUCUUUAGGUUUACUGCAUAUCCCACUGAUAGUCAACUUGAUCAGGCAGCUGAAGCCCUGAUAAAUGCCCACCCUUACUUGAGGGAAAAAGGAACUCACACGGGCCAUGAAGGAUGGAAACACUACUUAAAGAUUAAGAUGGCUAAUUUUCGCUCAAAACUCAGCAAGAUUGGACACCCUGAAAUCGCUGUGAAUUCUCUUAAGAACAAGCGUAAAGGUCAAGGUAAAGCAGCAGCAAACAUCAAAAAGCCAAGGAAAGCUGAGGUAAAUUUCCUUCCUUGCUUCCCAAAAGGAGAAACAGCUGAGAGCAUGGAGAAGGAAAGAAUUGCUCUCUUAACUGAAGUGAAAAAGAAAAAUAAUGAGGCAGUCAUCAAGGAAAAAAUGCAAUUGACAUUCUCCUAUAGGCGACAAGAAUUGGUUGAGGACAUGGGAAUGGUUUCUGAUUUACAAAGCAGGUGGCCGGCACUGUUCACAGUAAAUGAAAUAAAUGCUGAAUUCAUGCUGAUAACUACAGUGCCUCUUCUGUCAAUGUUCUUCGGGCAGCUGGACAGAUACACUUUUAAUCUGCAUAAGGUCUUCAACAGCAAAUGAGGUGCUUCUGGACAGAAGAUAUCACGCAUUAUGACAACUGCAGACAAGUGUGAUGACGUAUACAUCAAACGAGACUGUGUCAUAAAGUGUCUGUGUGUGUACCUCAAUGAGGACAUUACAACUCUCAUCAAAGAAUUUGAGGACUGCAACCCUGAAGAAGCUGAGAGAGGAAUUUCAGAGACCACUCUGGGGCUUUAUGUGAUCCAUAAAGAAGGUGCAGCUGAGGAAGUUCCAGAGGAUAUUGGAGUAGCUAUAGAGGGUGUGAUGCUGCUACAUCACUUGAAGAGUAUUUCCUUUGGAAUAGUGAUGCUGUUUGGCCUGAUCUACGCUCUCAACUUAAGCUACCCUCAGAGUCUCAAAUUCACAUUUGAAUUUUUCCAGAAGGUACUGAUGAAUUUGGAUGGCAGCAAGCUUUCCCCAAAAAUUCAAGCUCUUAAAAUUAAAAUGUUUCAGUAAAUUGGGAAUUACUGCUUGCCUUGAUGUUUCCAACGACUGGAAAUACAUUGAAAACGUAAACUUACAGGGAUGGGACAUGAAUAUUCUGAAAGGCAUGUUCUACGAACUGAUGACACUAAUGCAAGAGAAUGCACCUGAGAUGCCUUUCUCCUUCCUGUGUCUCUGAUACUCUUGACACAAAAUGUGUGAACUCUUCUGCUGUUGACCCAGUCCAGAAACAUAUCUGAUGACUUGUUUUGCAGCAGCACUGACACUGUUAAUGUUAUUUCUCUGAAGAAAAAAAAAUCUCUGUCAGGAUUUUGUAGUUCCUAUGUUCUUAUGUUCUGGUAAUAUUCUGCUUCGUUGUGUCAAAACAGAGUAAGGAAACUUUGCUACUGCACCUAAAAUAAGACAAUCUUGAAUGGUUGUCUCUGGAAAUCUUUAGGUAUGUUGCAUACCUAACUAAGAGCUUGUUUAGGCAGAUAAAGCAGCAAGUUUAAAUGUUAAAAAUGUGUUACUGUAAACUGUCAAGUUAGAAAUGUGUUCCUCUUUAUUUUUUAUAUAUAUUUGUACAUUUUAUUUUCUUUAAGUGACUUGAUUGUUUAUUGAAAUACACUGUACUGAGCAGGGAUAACUUAAUUACCUUGAAAAUGGUAAAAGAUUUUUUUUUUUGGAAAUUCUGUGAGAUCGGGUUGGAAAAACACAGUACUGUGGACUUUAUGCUUGUCUGGUCUGUUAUGUUCUCAGCUUCGUUCAUUUUAGCAUCUGAACAUGGUUGUUGUGAGAGAGACUGGGUUGCCAGGUAUUAAGAUGGCUGUUACUUUGACUCAAGGAGCAAUUGCAACAAUAAAUGCUUGUUAAUUAAAUUAUGUUUUUGACCAUUUAUUUAAUAGAAUUAAAGAUGUAUAAUAGU